Messenger RNA from Tremella mesenterica DSM 1558, 762 nucleotides. RefSeq lists its product as uncharacterized. The transcript is spliced from 5 exons. Lineage: Eukaryota; Fungi; Basidiomycota; Tremellomycetes; Tremellales; Tremellaceae. Gene Ontology annotation, biological process: defense response. Gene Ontology annotation, cellular component: extracellular region. The annotation marks the transcript as partial. The record is from RefSeq and is a predicted model, not a curated record.
AUGUUUCUUCUAAAUCUCUUACUACCACUACUCCUCCUAUUCUAUACUCCCGUUCAGGCACGUCAAAUAACUGUCAAAAAUUCAUGUGGUACAACCCUCUGGCCAGCAUUAUUCACAGGAGGUUCAGUCAUUCCAUCUCAGACUACCGGAUGGGAACUUUCUCCUGGUAAUUCUACACAAUUCCAAGUUGAUGACGGAUGGACUUCGGGUAGAGUAUGGGCGAGAACGGGAUGUGUGCAAGGUCCUCAAGGGUUAACUUGUUUGACAGGUGGAUGUGGGAUAUGGCAUGGACUGAUUGUUAACAGUUCUGCAACCGGUGCACCUCCCGCAACGCUCGCCGAAUUCACUCUCUCCCCAUCAGGUGUAGACAACUACGAUAUCUCCUUAGUAGACGGAUUCAACGUCCCACUUAACAUAUACCCUUCGGUCACUUCUUGUCCAGCACCACAAUGUCAAAUCAACAUCAACGCUUUAUGUCCUUCCAUAUUGAGAUCAGGAUUAGAUUCGAACGGUUUGAAUUUAGGUUGUAUGAGUGCUUGUGAUGUUGGUUUAGGUGGUGAAUUAUAUGGGAAUAGAGCAUGUUGUUCAGGUGGAUACAACGAUCCUACUUUAUGCGCUAUCUGUGGAGUAGAUUAUUAUCACGUUUUCAAGGAUAAUUGUCCUAUGGCUUAUGGUCUGACCAAAAGUGAAAAAACAGGUACAGCAUUAUGGACAUGUCCAUCUUCAUCUACACUAUCCGAUUACACAGUAGAAUUCUGUCCG